AUGCCCAAAGCCAUCUACAUACCAUGGACCGAGUCAGAAGAAGAGCUUCUUCUCGGCUGGUUGGCACAGCACAAGCGCUUGUCAUGGGAAGAAAAGUCUGAGAAAUACACGGAUGACUUUGGCAUGCCACGGACCCCGGAAUCGCUGCGUGGGAAAUAUAACCAACUUCUCAAAGGUAUUCGACGCCAGCGUGUGAUUCCACGGCAUUUCACUACGUCACGGCGAGAGAGACCCAAGCAAGCACGGCGCAAAUCAUCACGGCGUAGAUCGACGCUACAAAUGCCCACCUUCCCACCGCGUCUUGGACUGAGAGACAAUGAUGCUGCAGCUGAGCAAAAAUUGGAAGGCUUGAGAUCGAAUUCCUCGUUCGUGAAAAAGGGUCUAAAUCUAGACCGAACGGCGACACCAAUCGAUGUCCCGGAGGAGCUGGAAGCUGCUUGA
Molecule: messenger RNA, 441 nt
Organism: Penicillium angulare
Lineage: Eukaryota; Fungi; Ascomycota; Eurotiomycetes; Eurotiales; Aspergillaceae
Product: SANT/Myb-like DNA-binding domain-containing protein
Exons: 2
Coding region: 1-441 (146 amino acids)
Source: RefSeq, a predicted model, not a curated record